AUGCUGGAGAGAGAUGCUUCGAAGGGAGGUAUCCCGGGAGCAGUAUGGCUGCCAGACGACACAGCCAAAAAAUUGACAUGUGAACAACCCUUUAUUGGGGCGACGCUGAAGGUUUGGUACCGGACACGCUUUCGGCUCUCCGGACACGCUACUCUGCUCCCUUUCGAGAAGACUUGCUCUAAAGGUGAAGGCCUCCAUCGGGGUAUAUCGGUCCUCUACACACUCCUGCAGCAGGCGGAUGCAGUCCCUCCUAUGAAGUUCCUGGUGCAAUGGGAAGAGGCACUACACACAACGUAUACUCCGCCCAAAUGGGACAAGAUGGCCUUGUGCAAGUCCCUCAGCUCAUGA
Molecule: messenger RNA, 348 nt
Organism: Pelobates cultripes (western spadefoot toad)
Lineage: Eukaryota; Metazoa; Chordata; Amphibia; Anura; Pelobatidae
Source: the annotation of a GenBank genome assembly